GUCGUCAUUUUCAAGCGACACAAAUCUGGAAAGCCAUCCUCAGUCUCCGACAUUGGGGGUCAGGGAGAUUUGUGAAUUUUAGUAAUGGCUUUACGGGUGAUCCGCCUGUUUGUACCGUCAGGUACAGCUGCUCUCAAGGCAAGAGGACAUAUACAGAAGGCAGGAGUCCACACAAGUACCGUAAACAACCUGGAAUAUGGCAUGUUGGCUUACUUAAUGGGUGAGAGGACACUCUCCAAGUUUACCAACAACAGCAAAAUCAUCACUGUCGAUGGCAACUUGGCUUCAGGAAAAGGGGCCUUAGCGCAACAACUUGCGGAGAAGUUGGGCAUGCUGUACAUGCCUGAGGCUGACAUUCACUAUCUGGACCGAAUGAACAAGGAGAAGGUUCCACUGGAGGCCAGAUUCAAUGGGAACUGUAGCCUGGAGAAGUUCUACAAGGACCCCAAGGCAAAAGAUGGCAACUCCUAUCGCCUCCAGUGCUGGAUGUAUCAGAUGCGGGUGUUGCAGUACGCAGAUGCAAUGGAGCACCUGCUCAGCACAGGCCAAGGGGUCGUUUUGGAGCGCUCUCCUUUCAGUGACGUGGUGUUUGUGGAGGCCAUGCGGAAACAGGGAUACAUCAGGAAACAGUGUGUGGAUCACUACGAUGAGAUCAAGGAGAUCAGCAUCUGUGAGUUCUUGCAACCUCACUUGGUUAUCUAUGUGGACCUGCCUGCAGAGGAGGUGCAGAAGAAACUAAAGGCUUCUGGCCAGGAUGUGCCCUUGCCAUACCUGAAGAGCAUUGAGGAGGCAUACAAAAAGACCUUUUUGCCUAGCAUCAGUGAGAAAGCAGAAGUUCUGGCCUAUGACGCCACACAGGGCCUGGAUAUUGUGAAGGUUCUUGACGACAUUGAGUAUCUGAAGUUUGAGAAAGGGGAUUGGGCUGAGCAGGACAAUGUCAACUACCAUCACAUGAGACUUUUGGUGCAGGACAAACAGAUGGUGGCUAACCUGACUUGUAUUGCUCGCUACCUGCCCGAGAUCACGGUCAGCGCUCACAAUGUGGAUAGCACAUACUACGCGUAUCAAUCGCUUCCUGGAAAGAGUUACGCAGAGGGCUACAACGCAGACAUGGGAGACAAGAACAUCCUGUUCAAGUGAGCAGCAGCAGAAUAAACCAGCAGAAGAGGCCAUUUUGUGAAUCGCACAGUACCAUCGGUGCAAGCAAGGCACUCGUGCUGGAAUACCAUGGUCAGACAAAGUCCGCACCACUUAAACACCUGUGUCUCAGAUUCACUGGGCCAAGAAAUGUGUUGAAGCGUCUUGUACAUUAUUAUUUGUUGGAAAAGAAUAUAUAUUAAAAAAAAUAGUCACCA
Molecule: messenger RNA, 1355 nt
Organism: Sardina pilchardus (European sardine)
Lineage: Eukaryota; Metazoa; Chordata; Actinopteri; Clupeiformes; Clupeidae
Gene: ndufa10
Product: NADH:ubiquinone oxidoreductase subunit A10
Exons: 10
Coding region: 85-1140 (351 amino acids)
Biological process (GO): mitochondrial electron transport, NADH to ubiquinone
Cellular component (GO): cytoplasm
Source: RefSeq, a predicted model, not a curated record